AUGGCAUCAGUAAUGUCUUUGUUUCGCCAACGAGUGCCAACCAGCUAUAACAAUCUUGUUAAAUACCUGGUUUCAACCUCUGCGACAAGACUGUACUCAUCUUCAAAUAGGUACUCAUCUUCAAAUAGUACGAAACGGACUACUACUUCCGCGACUCCUCCGAAACAAGAAUUACCUUUCGUACAUGUAAAUCAUAUUCAUCCUCGGGAUCUUGCCCAGAGUACUUUUUUUGCUUUACAUAGACCUUUACUGACUUUUGGAAGUGAGCAGCCAGCGAUGGAUAGUGUCCAGCAGCAGCAAGAAGAAGAAGUAUACGAAGACGAAUCCUCGAGCACCCCUAAUCCAAUGUCUCUUUCUAAUCCACUAUCUCCUUAUUUAACUUCAUCCCCAUUCCAUCCUACACAACCCACAAUAUCCGUUACAUCCACCGAAUCACAGAUGAUUGUUAAUAGAUUUUUUACCGAUAUAGAGUCAAAGGUCAAAAAAGAUGGGCAAAUUAUAUUAAAUAAUACCACUUUAGAUAGAUCAAAAGAACAAUUCUUCGAAAAUGAAGAAAUGAAAAGGCGAAAACUUAAAUUAUAUUUUACAAACAUUGUGCAAAAGAGAAGAUUGAAAAUGAACAAGCAUAAACAUAAAAAAUUGAGAAAACGUCUGCGCGCUUUAAGGAAACGUCUUGGGAAAUAA
This is a messenger RNA of Dentiscutata erythropus, 684 nucleotides long. NCBI's taxonomy places the organism in Eukaryota, Fungi, Glomeromycota, Glomeromycetes, Diversisporales, Gigasporaceae. The record is from the annotation of a GenBank genome assembly.